AUGAGCAAAACAAAGAAAACGCCGCAGAAACAAAGCGAAACAGAUAUAAGAACUACAUCUUUAACACCAGUGCGAUAUCUGGACAGCCCGCGCCUGCAAUCUCCCACAAGUCACGAUGCCACCUUGGCCACCUGCAAAACGCGGCUGGAAACUUUGGUGAAACAACUUCAGGAUAACUAUGCAAAAUGGCAGCUAGCCCAGCAGCGGGGCACUGCCAUCUGCUAUACCAUUGAGGCCAAGAAGACCAAGUGCUUGGAGAAAAGCGAGGAUGAUGACAGCAUCAGCACCGCCUAUCCAGACGACCUGAUCCUCCCGUGCAACAAGUUGGCCAUCAUUGCUUCGAUCUUCGGGGACAUUGCCAACAACACACGCGAAACGCUGAGGCAGCUGCGUGCGCUAACAAAACUACCUGGCGCGGCGGCAGACACCAUAUUCUAUCGCUCCUGGCGGCUGUCGCAGUUUGUGGCCUUUACCCGAGAACUCGCGGAGCGAUACGAAGAGGAGGCGCUGGUCAAGAUACAGGUUUCAGAGAAUAUUGCCCAUUGCACGCGGAGAAGCGAUCUGAUAGCACAUACAUCGCUCUGGGAGUAUCCGGAGCAUGUCGAUGCCUACGUUAAAUUGGGAUUUCUACUGCUGGCCGAGGAACUAAGCUUAAAAUAAUCAACUAUAAAGAUUCAUGCACGUUUUUACAGAA
Messenger RNA from Drosophila persimilis, 694 nucleotides. RefSeq lists its product as uncharacterized. The coding region runs from base 1 to 660 and encodes 219 amino acids. The record is from RefSeq and is a predicted model, not a curated record. NCBI's taxonomy places the organism in Eukaryota, Metazoa, Arthropoda, Insecta, Diptera, Drosophilidae. The transcript is spliced from 3 exons.